Cynara cardunculus var. scolymus (artichoke) is the source of this 1581-nucleotide messenger RNA. Its product is annotated as protein SUPPRESSOR OF FRI 4. The record is from RefSeq and is a predicted model, not a curated record. Lineage: Eukaryota; Viridiplantae; Streptophyta; Magnoliopsida; Asterales; Asteraceae. Gene Ontology annotation, cellular component: nucleus. Gene Ontology annotation, molecular function: DNA binding. The transcript is spliced from 8 exons. Bases 105 to 1211 code for a protein of 368 amino acids.
GCUGCGCUAGAAACCCUAGAAUGUGUUUUCUCCUUCGCCCACGAAUCAAACCUGCACAUAGUUAAGAGACUGAGCCUUAGUACGUGUGUUUGAAGUUUGGUGAGAUGGGGAAGAAGAAGAAAAGAGUAUCAUCAGAUGUAUGGUGUUAUUAUUGUGACAGAGAAUUCGAUGAUGAGAAGAUCUUGGUUCAGCACCAGAAGGCUAAGCAUUUCAAGUGCCAUGUCUGCCAUAAGAAGCUUUCAACUGCAGGCGGUAUGGCCAUCCAUGUUCUGCAGGUCCAUAAAGAGACUGUUUCCAAGGUUCCAAAUGCUAAAGAUGGCAGAGAAUCAACAGAUAUUGAAAUUUAUGGCAUGCAGGGGAUCCCACCUGACGUCUUGGCAGCUCAUUACGGAGAGGAAGACAAUGACAACCCAACAAAAGUUGGAAAAGUGGAGAUUCCUUCUUCCCAAGUUGGCAUGAUACCAGGAUCAUUAGGAUAUCCUCCAUCAACAUUGCAGUCUAUCAGAUACAAUGCUGGAUUACCUGUCCCUCGUGCUGGUUGGCCAGUACCACCUCGCCCACAGCCAUGGUUCUCGCAGAAUCCAGCUGGCUCAGUUCCUCCUCCUGCACCUUUAGGAAUGGUACAGCAGCCAUUGUUCCCUGUUCAAACUAUGCGGCCUCCUAUCUCAUCGACUGCACCACCAGGGCUUCAAUCAUCAUUUCCAGUUGCUCCUCCUGGAUUGCCGGCAUCCACACCUUCUGUUCUUGUAUCUCAGCCUUUAUUUCCUGUUGUAGCUAGUAAUGGCAUGCCUUCACAAAGUUCAGCAUAUUCUGCUCCUACUCUCUCAACAAGCAUUCCAUUAAGCUCCCCUUCAGAUUUGAAGAACACAAUGGAUCCACAUUCAAUUGUCAAUAUUAACAUGCCAAGGGGCUACCAUACCCCAGGGUUCCAAGGUGGAAUAGCAAUUAGUUCACAUUCUUAUGCUUCUGGCCCCAAUACUGGUGGUCCCUCAAUUGGACCGCCUCCAGUAAUUGCAAAUAAAGCUCCUGUUAUUCAACCAGCAACAAAUGAGGUCUACUUAGUAUGGGAUGAUGAAGCGAUGUCCAUGGAGGAAAGAAGAAUGUCUUUACCAAAGUAUCAGGUGCAUGAUGAAACAAGCCAGGUCAGCUUCUUCUGGAAAAUUCCGAUAGAUAGAAGCAAAGCUCUAGUAUUGAAAUAUGAGCUCGAUUGAUGCAGCCAUUGAUAGGAGGAUAUCAGAAGGCAGGCUUGCUGGUCGAAUGGCUUUCUAGAGACGGUCGUUUUGGUCGUUUGAAGAAGAGAGGCAUUCUUUGAAUCAUUCUAGCUAUAGGUAGAAAGGAUGGAAUUUGCAAUUUGUGCUUUCUUUCUUAAUGUUAUUAUUGAAAGGAGGGGGGGUGGGGGAAUGUCUUUGUGGAGUUUGUAUUAGUCUCUGCUUGUGUGGAUGAAGAAGAACUAGGGACAGAUGAUGUCUGAUUCAAGUUUUAGUUAUGUUUUGGGAAUUUGUGGUUGGUGUUUGGAAUGGGUAUGAGAUGCAUGUCUUCACUUAAUUCUUUUUUAUAUUCAUGAUGCAAAUUUACAAUGUA